ACCAGAAAUAAACUAUCGAUAAUGUCCCAUUCCUAAUUUGCGGCUCUUCAAAAAGUGGAUUUUUUAGCGAAACUGCCAACAGGUGGGGGACGGCACUCCAUUCUACAUUGGCUGAAUCGUGGAAAGGUAUAGGAAACCAUGGCGCUAGCCAUCAAGAAGCGUUUUGGCUCCUACGUGGAAACGGUGGAUGGCUCGCCGGCGGUGAAGAAACUUCGCCUGCAAACACUGGCUGCCGAUGGGAAGGGAGGAAAGGCAAGAACCGUGGAGCGAAAGCUGACGGCGCUCAACCAACUGGACGUCUAUUUAAAUAUUAUACCUUCUGGGUCGUCGACUGUGACCACUGCAACACCGUCUGUUGCACCGGGCUCUGCCUCCCUCGUCAAUCCGCCUGCAGCGACGACGGGAACUUCACAAUUGGCGACAGGAAAUAGCAGAGAAAUGCUAGAACUGUUGGUUAAGAUCACCGAUGAGAUAUCUUACGAGGAUGUGGAUUUUGCCGAGCUGAAGGAGGUGUCCAACAAGAUCUUUCAGCUAUAUCAGAUGCAGGAGCGCGAUAGUGACACUUCCAUUCGGGUGAAGUUGCUCGAACUGUUAUCCGGAUUGGGUUGCGAGUGUGUCACCGAGCAGGCGGUGACCCUAAUCAUCGACUAUUUUAUCUUCCUGCUUAGGAAGGAGGUUUCCCAGAAGGUGCUCGCUCAAGGCAUGAUGUGCCUGUUUCGGAUCGGCGAGCGCAGGAAGCAUCUGGUGCCCAUGGCGUACAACACUCAGGUGGCCCAUUUAGCCAAGGAACAAUUGCGCUCUGGUUCUACGCACACACAGAAGAACGCCAUGUUGGUGAUGGGCCGGUACGCCACAAAAAAGGAAGGUGAGCGGCACUAUGUGUGGAAGCUAGCCUUUUACAUUGACUCGCAGGACUCGGGCGUCCGUGCCCAGGCCUUGCAUGCCCUGCUGACACUCGGCGAGCGUGGAUCCGAGCUUCCUGCCGUGCUGUACAAACGCGCUGUCGAGGCCAUGAAGGAUGACUACGAGUGUGUGCGCAAGGAGGCAUUGCGCCUGGUCUUCAUGCUGGGCAAUCUGCAUCCGGACUAUAUUAUACCCUCAGACCGCCAGCAGGAGGAGUUGCGAAUGAUAGAUGCCGCUUUUAGCAAGGUAUGCGAAGCUCUGUGUGAUCUUUCACUGCAGAUUCGUGUCUUAGCAGCAGAACUGCUAGGGGGUAUGACGGCCGUCAGCAGAGAGUUCCUGCACCAGACACUGGAUAAGAAGUUGAUGAGUAACCUGCGUCGGAAGCGCACGGCGCACGAGAGGGGAGCCCGUCUGGUGGCCAGUGGCGAAUGGUCAUCCGGUAAGCGAUGGGCGGACGAUGCGCCGCAAGAACAUCUGGACGCCAGGAGCAUCUCAAUCAUUGCCAGCGGAGCCUGCGGCGCCCUUAUUCAUGGUCUAGAGGACGAAUUUUUGGAGGUGCGAACUGCAGCUGUGGCCUCCAUGUGCAAGUUAGCCCUCUCACGGCCAGAUUUCGCCGUGACCAGCUUAGAUUUCCUUGUAGACAUGUUCAACGACGAAAUCGAGGACGUCCGGUUGAAGGCCAUUUACAGUCUGACGGCCAUUGCUAAGCACAUAGUAUUGCGCGAGGAUCAGUUGGAAAUAAUGUUGAGUUCACUUGAGGAUUAUUCAGUGGACGUGCGCGAGGGUUUGCAUCUCAUGUUGGGAGCAUGUCGCGUGUCUACGCAAACGUGCCUGCUAAUGGUGGUGCAAAAGCUGCUGGAUGUGUUGGCGAAGUACCCGCAGGAUCGGCAAUCAACGUACGCCUGCAUGCGCAAAAUUGGUCAGAAACAUCCACAUUUGGUAAUGGCUGUAGCCGUUCACCUGUUGUACGUGCAUCCCUUCUUUGAGACGCCCGAGCGUGAUGUCGAGGACCCGGCUUAUUUAUGUGUCCUGAUACUCGUCUUCAAUGCGGCGGAACACCUGGUGCCCAUCAUUAGUCUGCUCCCCACGGCGACACAUCGGCACUAUGCAUAUCUGAGGGACUCGAUGCCGCAUCUGGUGCCUCAGUUGCCCAUCGAGGGUGCUUCUUCGGCGAGUGCCACGCAUAGGAUCGAUUCGGCUAUGCGUCAGGCGGGCAGUUCAGCGGAGUAUCUUCAGAUGAUCCUUAGCCACAUUGAAGAGAUCUUCACGAUGACUGACGAGCGCGUAGAGCUGCUUCAAACCGCUCAGUCGAAUCUGCAGCGCCUGGGAGCCAUCGAUGCGGGCAUGUACGGCACAUCGAACUUCCUGGAGACCUUUUUAGCGGCGCAGAUCCAGAUUGAGCAGAUGCAGCGGUGCGCCAGCACGCAACGUAGUCGGGUACCCUUGAAGGAAUCCCUGGCGGCACUCAUCCGAAACUGUCUGAAGCUGCAGCACACGUUCUCUGGUCUCAAUUACGGCGAUAUUUUGCAGGUGAAGCAGCUGCGGUUGAGGGCCUGCGCCCUGCACUUAGUUCUUGUAGUCAGGGAUAGAUCGCAAAGUGCCUUAGGUCCUUGUCAGAUGCUCCUGCAAACUGCCGGCGAUAUCAGUGAGUUCAUCAAGACAAAUAAGAAAGACGAGGAGGAUAUGCCGCCGGUGGGAGCUUUGCCAUUGAUAGAAUACGAAACGUCGAGAAAGGGUAGGGAUUCCCAGCCGGAUAGCUUCACUCAACAAUUGCUAAGCAAAUUGGAUAGUAUAUCAGAUCCAAAACCGGGUCGUGUCUUUCGUGAGAUUCUGCCGCUGGUCCAGCAGGCUCCGCCGCUGGCCCUGCCACCCGCCAAUGAAAAAAUACGCCGCUGUGUGGCUAACAUCCUGGAGCCAUGUCCGUUGCAAUCGCAGGAUAAUGUAAUUAAGGUUACGGCUGGCCUAAUAGCAGCUGUUCCCUUUGUAGCGGAGAUCGAUAAUCUGCUGGAGUCUCAAAAGGCAGACAUGAGGAUCAAGAUCAAGUAUCCGGACCAACAUAUGCACACGGUGGUGCCAAAGCGGAGUGACUUUAAACCCAUUAUGACGGAGCAGGGAGAGCACGAGACAAAUGUACGCCUGCGUACGACAAUUCUGCUGUCGCACAGUGUUUGGACAGAGUCAUCGCUGGUGGAGAUCCAGUUAUGCCUGGCCGUUCGCCCUGGCAGCGAAUUGGAGCUCUGCAAGCCGGCUAAGGUGCUGUUCGCACCCAAACCAGUAAGACGGGGCAUUUAGCCUGACUCCCAGGAGGAUGAGAAAGAGUGUGUAACUGUGGGUGCAGAUCUAGGUUCACGACCCCGUGAUCUAGAAGCGGACCUAGUCGAUGGUUCUAUGAGUGGACGGCGCCGACGGCGAAGGAGCGGAGUGAAAAGCUGACAAGGCGACACAGCCGCUGGAGGAUCAGAUAAAUCGGGGGACCGAGCAACUGUUAGUUAAUUAUAUAUAUCAGUGUCUAAGAUAGCAGUUGAUUAAAAUAUGUUUCUAUUUUAAAAAAUUCAAUUAACAGAUUCUGUAGCAAAAAGCAUAUAAAUUUUUCCAGAUCAAAUAAAUUGUACAUGAAAAGUG
This is a messenger RNA of Drosophila eugracilis, 3525 nucleotides long. It is a transcript of the gene IntS4, whose product is annotated as integrator complex subunit 4. The record is from RefSeq and is a predicted model, not a curated record. The coding region runs from base 139 to 3195 and encodes 1018 amino acids. Lineage: Eukaryota; Metazoa; Arthropoda; Insecta; Diptera; Drosophilidae. The transcript has 2 exons. Gene Ontology annotation, cellular component: integrator complex. Gene Ontology annotation, biological process: snRNA processing.